Messenger RNA from Sorex fumeus (smoky shrew), 1432 nucleotides. It is a transcript of the gene SPNS3, whose product is annotated as SPNS lysolipid transporter 3, sphingosine-1-phosphate (putative). The record is from RefSeq and is a predicted model, not a curated record. Gene Ontology annotation, biological process: transmembrane transport. Gene Ontology annotation, molecular function: transmembrane transporter activity. The transcript is spliced from 13 exons. Lineage: Eukaryota; Metazoa; Chordata; Mammalia; Eulipotyphla; Soricidae. Bases 1 to 1422 code for a protein of 473 amino acids. Gene Ontology annotation, cellular component: membrane.
AUGGAGCUCUGCCUGCCCACCUGGAAAGCUUAUGUUGCUGCGGCAGUUCUCUGCUACAUCAACCUCCUGAAUUACAUGAACUGGUUCAUUAUUGCAGGAGUGCUACAGGACGUGCAGAAGUUUUUCCACAUCCAUGACAGCAGUGCUGGUUUGCUGCAGACGGUCUUCAUCGGCUGCCUCCUGCUGUCCGCGCCUGUGUUUGGCUACCUGGGUGACCGUCACAGCCGCAAGGCCAUCCUGAGCUUCGGGCUCCUGCUCUGGUCUGGGGCAGGCCUUGCCAGCUCCUUCAUCUCCCCCCAGCACUCCUGGCUCUUCUUCCUGUCCCGGGGCAUUGUGGGCACCGGCACGGCCAGCUUCUCUACCAUAGCCCCCACUGUCCUGGGCGACCUCUUCGUGAAGGACCAGCGGACCCGGGUGCUGGCUGUCUUCUACAUCUUCAUCCCAGUUGGAAGUGGUCUGGGCUACGUGCUGGGGUCGGCCAUGACGAAACUGACUGGGGACUGGCAUUGGGCCCUCCGAACCACACCCUGCCUGGAAGCCAUAGCCUUUGUCCUGUUGAUUGGGCUUGUGCCAGACCCGCCCCAGGGGGCAUCUGAGAAGCAGGAGGAGGUGGUCGUCGGGGGCCUGAGGAGCAGCUGGUUUCAAGAUGUCAGAUACCUGGCAAGAAACUGGAGUUUCGUGUGGUCCACCCUGGGCGUGACAGCCAUGGCCUUUGUGACUGGUGCUCUGGGCUUCUGGGCCCCCAAGUUUCUGUUCGAGGCACGUGUGGUACAUGGGCUGCAACUGCCCUGCAUCCAGGAGCCAUGCGACAGCCAAGACAGCCUGAUUUUUGGAGCGCUGACUGUUGUGACGGGCAUCUUUGGGGUCGUCCUAGGGGCAGAGGCUUCAAGGAGAUACAAGAAAGUCAACCCCAGGGCCGAGCCCCUCCUCUGUGCCUCCAGUCUGCUGGCUGCGGCCCCCUGCCUCUACCUGGCGCUCAUCCUGGCCCCCACCACGCUCUGGGCCUCCUAUGUGUUCCUGGUUCUCGGGGAGCUGCUCCUGUCCUGCAACUGGGCGGUGGUGGCUGACAUCCUCCUGUCCGUGGUUGUGCCCCAGUGCCGGGGGACCGCAGAGGCACUUCAGAUCACAGUGGGCCACAUCCUGGGAGACGCUGGCAGCCCCUACCUCACAGGACUGAUCUCCAGCGCCCUGCGGACCAGCCGGCCAGACACCUACCUACAGCGCUUCCUCAGCCUGCAGCAGAGUUUCCUGUGCUGCACCUUCAUCAUCACCUUGGGAGGAGGCUGCUUCCUGCUGACGGCCCUGCACCUGGAGAGGGACCAGGUCCAGGCCUGGCACCCUGACACAGGAACUCCAGCCGGCAAAAACUCAGAGCGCCAAGGUCUGCUUUCCAGCGAGGCUGCCUCUGCAACAGGCCCCUGAGCCCCACCCA